UCAGACUACACGUGAAGAGUGGGUUUGACAUUGGGAGCUUGAAAGUGGAGAGAGACACAGUGAGGCUUCUGCUCUAAGCCUCUCGCCAGGGAAACAUCAGAGUUUAUCAGCCUAAAUGAGACUUAAGACUCUUCCAGUGACAUUUACAUCAGUACUGGACAUACCGUGAGGAAACAUAAUGCAAAGUCUCAACACGGGCGCGCGCACGCUGCCGGAUGUUGUCGCUGAUUUUCUAUGAAGAAUGUUUUAUUUUUCGUAUCUUCGCUGUAAUCGGACAUCGAUCAUGAAUUAUGUUUGUGAAAACAGUCGCCUGUAAGGUGCUUGAACUCUAAGGAAUAAAAGUGAAUUUACCUGACGGAUUCAUCUGACAGUGGACUCAGUGGAUGAAUAAAUCACUGUCGAUACCAAUAUAUUUUAUCCUGUCAUUCGGUUUAUUGUUAUUUUUGCUAAAAGUCCGAUGGACCAAGCAUCUUCAUACAAUAAUAUACAAGCACAGAGGAAUUAAUGAAGAACUUAUUGUUUCGGAUAAUAAUCAGAGAGGGCUUGGAAAUCUCACAAUGAGGCUGAAAUCAUCGAGGUUAGGAUAUCUAUUACUUCAGUUUAUGACUUUGUGUUUUUACACUCAGAUGACGAUGCAGUCCGUCUCUGUACCCAAUUUUAAGCACCAUGUAACGGAGCAGAGUCGUCUGUCGGACAGGAUGAGUCGGAGAUUAACAAGGACUUAUCAGCUCUAUAGCCGGACGAGUGGUAAACACGUACAGGUUCUGGGCAAUAAGAGGGUCAACGCCAACGGCGAGGAUGGCGAUAUUCAUGCUAAACUUGUUGUGGAAACCGACACGUUUGGAAGCCGGGUUCGAAUCCGAGGAGCAAAAACAGGAUACUACAUUUGCAUGAACAAGAGAGGAAAGCUAAUUGGACGGAGGAAGGGCCGUGGCAGGGACUGCAUAUUCACCGAGAUUGUUCUGGAAAAUAACUACACGGCUUUGCAGAACGCCAAGUACAAAGGUUGGUACAUGGCCUUUACGCGCAAGGGUCGACCCAGGAAAGCCACGCAGACCCGGCAGCAUCAGCGAGAGGCCCAUUUUAUGAAACGUCUUCCUCGAGGACACCUGUUAACAGAACAGAAGCCUUUCGAUUUAAUCCCAUAUCCCCCCAACAAGAGGACUAAGCACCAUCAGCGCACAAGCGCGAACUGAAGGCAGAGUCGUAUCUUAUACCGGAGCGCUAUCUUAAUUUGAGUUUAUCUAAUCUAUGUGCAUCCAGAGUUACUGGACAUCAUGGCGAACUGAUGUGUAAAAUUUAAGGAGUCUGCAAAGGCUUAGAAUUGGGAUGAAUGACAGUACUAAGAACAGUUUGUUCUGGGACAAUUACUGAACUGUUGAUUGAACAGAGGACACUGUAAGCCUUGUAAUAAUGAGCAACACAUCUCUGGGAAUGAAGCAAGACAACAGAACACACAAUACACAAACACUCUCAGAAAAACGUGCAAAAAUUGUAUUUUUAGGCAUAAAACAGCUUGUAACUGAAACAGAACCCUCAAGUCAAGACAUUUGUUUGGCGACAUUUACAUACACCAAACUUUAGGUUUUUAUAGAGGGGUUUGUUCAUACAUCGUUCUCCUGAUUUAUAUUCAAAAUACAUGUUUAAAAUGUAUAUCUUGGCUGUUGAGAGUAUUUUCUGAUUUAUGGAGUGAUUAAAAAAAGAGAUAUGCUAAAUCCCCUCUAUAAAAACCUUUAAUAAGUCAACAAAAUAAAACAAUAAUUUUGAACCUGAAUUUAUCCAAUAUCCAAAUAACAUUUCCUUACAUGCUGUGAUUAAUCAACUGGCAAAUGAAUGGUGAUUUUAAAUUGAUAUUACAUACAUUUGUACCUUAUUUACUCCUUAAAAUUUCAUAGUAGUACCUUAGGGUGACAUACUGCUACCCUAAGGUAAAAAAUAUCCAUCCAUGUAAGGUACAAAGUUAUCGCUGUAAGGACUUCUGCCCCGGUCACAAGCUGUUGUACAAUUUUUUGCACGUUUUAUUCUGACAGUGAGCAUGGCAGCUACCUACUGACGAUCCCAAACGUAUGCAGAUACACACCAAUCCCAUGACGUGUAGUGAUAUUAUCGAAAAUCAUCUUUAUUGUUUGUACAUGACUAUAUAUUUUUAUCGGAAGAUUGUAAGAUACUUAAAAAAUGGAAAUAUUUA
Labeo rohita (rohu) is the source of this 2188-nucleotide messenger RNA. It is a transcript of the gene fgf8b, whose product is annotated as fibroblast growth factor 8b. Gene Ontology annotation, biological process: embryonic heart tube development; dorsal/ventral pattern formation; limb morphogenesis. The coding region runs from base 384 to 1196 and encodes 270 amino acids. Gene Ontology annotation, cellular component: cytoplasm. The record is from RefSeq and is a predicted model, not a curated record. Lineage: Eukaryota; Metazoa; Chordata; Actinopteri; Cypriniformes; Cyprinidae. Gene Ontology annotation, molecular function: type 1 fibroblast growth factor receptor binding; growth factor activity; type 2 fibroblast growth factor receptor binding. The transcript has 5 exons.